AUGUCGACAUCCUCAUAUCGCCGUUGCUCCGUCGCUGACAGCGCCCUACGCGCGACCGUCAAUACCGACAGAUACCCAGAAAAUUGCCCCAUCUGCUUCGAAGCCAUUACGACUGCGUUGCCGACCAGCAACACCCACAGCAGUUCCGACACCAUCUCAAGAUCAGGUGCAGCCGAAAAUUCCAAAGUCGCCGCAACAAUCAUCAAAUGCGGACAUGUCUUCUGCCGUUGGCGCAUCGAGAGAUGGGCCCGCACAGAUAACACAUGCCCCAACUGCCGCGCUGAGAUGUACCCUUGGCCUACACAGAAUGACGCCUUCAAUGUAACUCAUGAGUACAACGUCGUGGUCUCAACGACAGUGCGUCGAUCUAGUAUGCACAAUAUCCGGGUGUCUGUUAAUGGGAGAAGGAUGAGCACAACGGGUGAUGACGUUGGAGUGGAAGAUGAUGUGGAAGGAGAAGAUGAUAGAGAGCCUGGAGGAUGGUCGCAUCGAUGGGUAAGACGGUAUCAUUUGGGAGACACGUAG
Molecule: messenger RNA, 525 nt
Organism: Parastagonospora nodorum SN15
Lineage: Eukaryota; Fungi; Ascomycota; Dothideomycetes; Pleosporales; Phaeosphaeriaceae
Exons: 1
Coding region: 1-525 (174 amino acids)
Source: RefSeq, a predicted model, not a curated record